This is a messenger RNA of Conger conger (European conger), 1516 nucleotides long. It is a transcript of the gene arpc2, whose product is annotated as actin related protein 2/3 complex, subunit 2. Gene Ontology annotation, biological process: actin filament polymerization; Arp2/3 complex-mediated actin nucleation. NCBI's taxonomy places the organism in Eukaryota, Metazoa, Chordata, Actinopteri, Anguilliformes, Congridae. Gene Ontology annotation, molecular function: actin filament binding; structural constituent of cytoskeleton. The transcript has 10 exons. The record is from RefSeq and is a predicted model, not a curated record. Gene Ontology annotation, cellular component: Arp2/3 protein complex; actin cytoskeleton. The coding region runs from base 170 to 1069 and encodes 299 amino acids.
CAAACAGCUUUUCGAUCGGUCCUUCGGAGAAGGCGGAAGAUCUGACAGCCGGAAGGAAGCUCUUCUGCGAGGUAGAAAAUUAGCUAGCCAGUAGGAUUGGAACGGGAUACAGCUACCGAACAUAUUUUACAACUUGUUUUAAAUUACAAUCCGCUGAACCUCCGUUGCAAUGAUUCUACUGGAAAUCAACAACCGCAUUAUUGAGGAGACGCUGUCACUCAAAUUUGAGAGCGCUUCAAACGGGAACAAGCCUGAAGCGGUGGAAGUCACAUUUGCAGACUUCGAUGGCGUCCUUUACCACAUUUCCAACCCUAAUGGUGACAAGACCAAAGUGAUGGUCAGCAUCUCACUGAAGUUCUACAAGGAGCUGCAGGAGCACGGUGCUGACGAGCUGUUGAAGAGGGUGUAUGGGAACUUUCUGGUGGCUCCUGAAGACGGCUACAACGUGUCCCUGCUCUUCGACCUGGAUUCUGUGCCAGCCAAUAAGGAGGACGUGGUGCACCAGGCGGGCAUGCUGAAGAGGAACUGCUUUGCCUCCGUCUUCGAGAAGUACUUCAAGUUCCAGGAGGAAGGCCGUGAGGGAGAGAAGAGGGCCGUCGUCCACUACAGAGAUGACGAGUCCAUGUACCUCGAGGCGAAAAAGGACCGUGUAACGGUGGUCUUCAGCACUGUGUUCAAGGACGACGACGACGUCAUCAUCGGGAAAGUGUUCAUGCAGGAGUUCAAAGAGGGCCGGCGUGCCAGCCACACCGCCCCCCAGGUGCUGUUCAGCCACAGAGAGCCCCCCCUGGAGCUGAAGGACACCGAUGCGGCGGUGGGAGACAACAUCGGAUACAUCACCUUCGUCCUGUUCCCUCGUCAUACCAACACCAACGCCAGAGAUAACACCAUCAAUCUCAUCCACACCUUCCGCGAUUACCUGCACUACCACAUAAAGUGCUCCAAGGCCUACAUCCACACCCGCAUGAGGGCCAAGACCUCCGACUUCCUCAAGGUCCUGAACCGCGCCCGGCCUGACGCGGAGAAGAAGGAGAUGAAGACCAUGUCGGGCAAGACAUUCAUGCGCUAAGCGGCCGGACGAGUCUGGACACUUCAGACGAGCAUCAACCCCCCCCCCCCCCCCACCCCCAACCCCCCCGCCACCAAUCAGAUCCCUCUUUGGCCAGCGUGUUCAGCGCGUUCCAGUAGAAGCUCACGUUUCCAUGCGGGGGAUCUGUGAGGAAAAUAAGGAAUCCAAUAAGAGCAUUCAUUACUUUGCGUAGUUAGAAAGAAGGGUCACUCUUAGUCACGUAUCCGUGUAUAAAUGAGUUUUUUUUGAUACAGUAAGAUCUUUUAUUCUAUUGGACAUUUGGUCACUUUGCCUUGCCACUUCUCUGCUGAUACCCAACAGUGUUGCUAGAAAAAUGCAGUAUCCCUUUUUUCUUUUGGUAACUAUGGCUAUGUAUUGUCUGUACCAUUUUGAAAUCACGUGUUGGUAAGAAAAUAAACCAGUCUUAUAAAAAAAAUUAAAAAAAAA